AGAUGGAGCCCGAAAGUGCGUCUGUCCCGCUGCUAGGCGAGACACAUUUUGAAAAUAGUAAAAUUAGCGCUCUAGAGUCGGCCUCUGUAACAGACGCUGACACAGUUAAAAACACUCAUAACACCUAUAAAACCCAGAGUGAAGUUGUGGUGAGCUCCAGUGAUGCACUGAAAAGCCUCUUUGGCAGUGACUUCUGUCAUGUGUGCGGGGCAGUGCUGCAGUUUGAGUCUCAGAGAGUCUCGCAUUAUGAGGGGAAGAAGCAUGCUCAGAAGGUGCGACUGUACCUGCAGACAAAAAAAGAUGAGGAACGGAUGAACAACGAGUUUGUGGUCUUUCAGCAGAAGGACGGGACAGUGGACCAGGACCGGUUCUGUCAGCUCUGCAACAUGGUGUUCAGCGCCCCGGUGGUGGCCAGGUCGCACUACGAGGGCAAGGUCCACGCCAAGAACCUGAGGAAGCUAGGCCUGCAGCCCGUCACCCUCACAGCUCCCCAGACAGGCGACCCAGGCCCCCGCGGCGCCCCCCUGGCUCCCGGCUCCCAGGAGGAGGGAGAGAAGGAGGAGACGGAGGAAGAGCAGCGGGCGGCCGCCGGGGAGGAGGUGGACCUGAGCGACCCCAACAGACACUGCCGCCUGUGCGCCGCCUCCUUCAACAACCCGCAGAUGGCCCGGCAGCACUACAGCGGCCGCAAGCACCAGCGCAACCAGGCCCGCUGCCACGCCCUGCAGGAGAUGGAGGAGCGCGGGCAGCCCGGCGCGCACCUCGAUUCCCGCACCUUCUCCUGCCCGGUGUGCAAUGUGACGCUCAACUCUGUGGAGAUGUACCAGGCCCACAUGCAAGGGAACAAGCAUCAGCAAAAAGAGAUGAAAGUGGCGGAUAUGAUCUGCAAGUCGCAGAAGAAAGUGUACGACUCGUUCCAGGACGAGCUGGCCGACUACAUCCAGGUGCAGAAAGCCAGAGGCCUGGAGCCCAGGACCCGGGGGCCGGGGGAGGAGGGGAACGAGGGAGAGGAGGAGCAGGAAGGGGAGGCCUUCAGCGGCAUGGCAGGACCAGCGCCGGUGGGGGUUCCGGCGCCCCCUCCCUCCGCGCUCUUCCGCCCUCCGUCCUGGUGCCCUCCGUUUCCGGCACCUUCCCCCCGGCCGCGCUUUGGGCUCCGCGGCCCCGAGGGGCCGGCCUGGCGGAGCGGCUUCCGGCCCCUGGCCCCGCCCCUGAUGGCGGUCCCCGUGGCGACGGGCUUCAGGGGCAGGCCGCGCGGGAGGGCGGCGGCCGACGGCGGGUACGGGCGGGACAGGAAGCGCCGCCGCCGGACCAGCCGCGACCGAUCGAGCUCCAGCGACGACCAGUCCUCCUCCUCCUACUCGUCCUCAUCCUCCUCCUCUUCCUCCUCCUCCAGCACGAGCAGCAGCAGCAGCGACGACUGCAGGAGGAGGAAGAGGAUGAGGAGCGGGAGGAGGAGGAGAGACGAGGACUCGGCUGAGGAGGAGAAGAGGAGGGAGAGGAGGAGCAGGCGGCUGGGGAGGACGAGCGGGAGAUCCCGGGAGAGGAGGCGGGCGGAGGGAGCCCAGCCGGAGAGGAGGAGAGAGGGGGAAGUGGGGCGGGAGGCGCAGGUGGAGGGGGGAGCAGUGCAAGCGCCGGGGCUGGUGGAGGAGGUCCGGGCGAAGGAGCCCCCGCCGGAGGAGAGGAAAGGAAGAGCGAGGGCAGAGAGAGGCCCCGUGAAGGAGGGCAGGCACAAGCACCACAAGGAGAAGAAGAGAACGAGGGAACGGGCGGAUGAAGCGGACACACGGACGGAGGAGGAGAAGCUGUGGGACGAGUCCAUCCUGGGGCUCGUCUGACGCGGGUCCGGCCGUCGCCCCCGGAGACAGCCGGGCUGCCACUUCUUUACCGGUUCCCCACCUCCGCUGGCCGAGACCCUGCCCUUCAGCAGGAGGCAAACCCUGGAGCGGAGUGUACUCUGACUCGACCGCGCACUAACCGCAGACUGACUCCUUCAUUUUGUAGCUAUUGACGUUUGCUGAGAUGUAGCACACUUUUCUGCACAGAACGACCUUCAUUAAGCUCUGAUACUUGAAUCCACGGCUGUGGAGGUGCAGCCCCGAACCUUUCACUUGCAUUUCCUACUGCCGGGACAAACCAGGAACAGCCAUCAGCCUCCCGUGUCAUUUUCUCUGACGUCUCGUAGCUGGCCAAUCGGCUCUUAUUUCUGAAUCCCUAAGCUUUGUCAGGUGACUUGACAACAGUAAAAAAGAAAAAAAACAACUAUAGUUUCCAUUUGUGAGCUAGGUGAAAGGAUGUUUUUGUCACUGAUUACAUUUCUUUAUUUAAGAAGCGCUAACUCGUGCUAUUCAGGAGUUUAUUGAGGAAAUGUAGGCCAGAUUAUGUCCGAUCCUCCUUUUUCAGUUCAUUAAGGUGAGGUGAUGAGGGGUUUUUUAAUUAACUGAAUUUCAAAGAUUUUCUUGAAUUUAAAUAACAUUGAUUCCAACUCUGGUGAAUAAGCCUCCACAACCCUGUAGAUUUAAGCUACAUGGCCAUUCUCAUGCAUUUUGUCAUUGAUCCUGUUAAAACAUUUAACGUUUCACAUGGAACAAAACAACACCACAUUUCUGGCAUUCCUUGAUGAGGGUUAACUUCCACACACACACACAUACACACAUGCACACACACACACGCACGCACGCACACACACACAUGCACACACAUGCACACUCAUACACUCACACCUACACACACACACACACACACACCUACACACACACACACACACACGCACGCACGCACACACACAUGCACACACAUGCACACUCAUACACACAUAGUACAGGGCAUGCUCAGUUGAACUGCAUAUGGAUUGUUUAUGUGGUUAUGUUAACAUAAACUAAACAGAGACAUCUUUUCCUACUGAAGCUGAGUAAAUAACGUUUGAUGCUUUUUUGUGAAAGCUGGAUAAAUACCUCUUGUGGACAUUAAAGGAGUAACAGUGAAA
Molecule: messenger RNA, 2983 nt
Organism: Conger conger (European conger)
Lineage: Eukaryota; Metazoa; Chordata; Actinopteri; Anguilliformes; Congridae
Gene: zmat1
Product: zinc finger matrin-type 1
Exons: 7
Coding region: 3-1835 (610 amino acids)
Molecular function (GO): zinc ion binding; nucleic acid binding
Source: RefSeq, a predicted model, not a curated record